AUGGGCGUUCAGGAGAAGGCAGAAGCAGAGCAUGGCAUUUGCAGAUCAGGAGUUUCAGAACAGGCUUACGAUGGAGUUGAGCCAGAGGAGCGUAAUACAAGAAAAGGAGAUGUUGAUACUGAAAUUUGGGAGAUUUGCUGUGAUUUUCAGUGUGGACAAGGUCCUGACUUAUCUACCCACAUUGCUCGAGCCAGCUUCCAAGUUGAUGCUUUUGGAUCAUCUUUCAUCCUAGAUGUGACGCUAAACCAUGACCUGCUGUCUUCUGAAUAUCUUGAGAGGCAUAUCGAGCAAGGUGGGAAGACAGUGGAAGUUAAAGGAGGAGAACAUUGCUAUUAUCAGGGAGAAAUUCGAGGAAAUCCUGUAUCGUUUGUUGCCUUGUCAACAUGCCAUGGAUUACAUGGGAUGUUCUAUGAUGGAAAUCAUACUUACCUAAUUGAGCCAGAUGAAAACUACACUUCAGAUGAUGACUUCCAUUUCCACUCUGUUUACAAAUCCAAGUUGUUUGAGUUUCCUUCAGAUGACCUGGCAUCUGAGUUCUGGCAAAUGAAUGCUACAUCACAGAAUUUUGUUGUAAAGCCAAGAUACAGAAGAAGUAAAAGGCAGGUUCGUCGGAUUCCACGUAAAGUUGAAGAGGAAACAAAAUACAUUGAGUUGAUGAUUGUAAAUGAUCAUCUAAUGUGUAAAAAGCACCGCUUGUCAGUCGGACAUACAAACAGCUAUGCUAAAUCGGUUGUGAACAUGGCAGAUUUAAUAUAUAAGGAACAACUUAACACCAGGAUAGUAUUGGUUGCCAUGGAAACCUGGGCUACUGAUAACAAGUUCACCAUAUCUGAAAACCCCUUGGUGACCCUACGUGAGUUUAUGAAAUAUAGGAGGGAUUUUAUCAGAGAGAAAAGUGACGCAGUUCACCUUUUUUCGGGGAGUCGAUUUCAGAGCAGUCGAAGUGGUGUAGCCCACACUGGUGGAAUCUGCUCCUUGCUUAAAGGUGGAGGUGUGAAUGAGUUUGGAAAGCCAGACUUAAUGGCAGUUACCCUGGCUCAGACCUUGGCCCAAAACAUUGGCAUUUUCUCAGACAGAAGAAAAACUAUAAGUGGUGAGUGUAAGUGUGAGGACACGUGGUCUGGAUGCAUAAUGGGAGACAUGGGGUAUUAUCUUCCAAGCAAGUUCUCCAAGUGUGAUAUUGAAGAGUAUCAUGAAUUUUUAAACAAUGGAGGUGGAGCCUGCCUUUUCAAUAAACCAACCAAACUUCUGGAUCCUCCAGAAUGUGGCAAUGGCUUUGUGGAAGAUGGAGAAGAGUGUGACUGUGGGACAAUAGCGGAGUGUGCCAGUGAAGGAGGAGAGUGCUGCAAUACUUGCACCCUAACGGCAGGCUCCCAGUGCAGCAAUGGGCUUUGCUGUCGGAAGUGCCGGUUUGAACCUAAAGGAGUUUUGUGCCGAGAAGCAGUGAAUGACUGUGAUAUUGCAGAGAACUGCACAGGAAAUUCCAGUCAGUGUUCUCCCAAUAUUCAUAAAAUGGAUGGAUAUUCAUGUGAUAACCAGCAGGGUAUUUGUUUUGGAGGAAGAUGUAAAACCAGGGACCGGCAGUGUAAAUAUAUCUGGGGUGAAAAAGUGACAGCUGCUGACAAGUACUGCUAUGAGAAGCUGAAUAUUGAAGGGACUGAGAAAGGAAACUGUGGAAGAGACAAGGACUCUUGGAUACAGUGCAAUAAACAGGAUGUGCUUUGUGGAUACCUUCUGUGCUCCAAUAUAUCCAGUGUGCCCAGACUUGGAGAGCUUGAUGGUGAAAUUACUUCGUCGAUCCUGCAGUUUGGAAAAGUCUACAAUUGCAGUGGUGGCCAUGUGAAGCUUGAUGAGGAGACGGACCUGGGCUAUGUGGAGAACGGGACACCAUGCGGGCCAAACAUGGUGUGCCUUGAGCAUCGCUGCCUCCCCACCAAGGCCUUCAACUUCAGUACCUGCCCAGGCACCACAGACAGCCAAAUUUGUUCAGGACACGGUGUUUGUAGCAAUGAAAUAAAGUGUGUCUGUGACCGAUUCUGGGGAGGAGAAGACUGCAGUUCUCGUAUCAAAGAUGAUCUAUAUUUUGAUAAAGAUGCUAUCAAUAAAGGUGUUGUUAGCACAAAUAUAAUAAUAGGGGCUAUUGCUGGCACCAUUUUAGUGUUGGCUCUCGUUUUAGGAAUAACUGGUUGGGGUUACAAAAACUACAGAAGGCAGAGACAAAUACCCCAGGGAGAUUAUGUAAAAAAGCCUGGAGAGGCCGACUCUUUUUAUAGCGACAUGCCUCCUGGAGUCAGCACAAACUCUGCAUCUAGUUCUAAGAAGAGGUCUGCUUUUCUGUCGCAUUUUCAGAUUUCUACCUGUUCCAUCACCCAUUAUUCCAUUAGUCAGAACAUUUCAUUGUUUUGCAGCAGGUCAAAUGGAUUAUCUCAUUCCUGGAGUGAAAGGAUCCCAGACACAAAACAUAUUUCAGACAUUUGUGAAAAUGGGAGGCCUAGGAGUAAUUCUUGGCAAGGUAAUAUAGGAGGAAACAGAAAGAAAGUCAGAGGCAAAAGAUUUAGGCCACGGUCUAAUUCAACUGAGACACUGUCUCCUGCAAAGUCUCCAUCUUCGUCCACUGGAUCUAUUGCUUCCAGCAGAAAAUACCCUUACCCAAUGCCACCUCUCCCUGACGAGGAGAAAAAAGCCAACAGGCAAAGUGCCAGGCUAUGGGAGACGUCCAUUUAGCUGCACUGUUCUGGGGUGACAUCAGAACUGUUUACUUCGAAUUUUAUAGAAACUCAGCAUCACUGAGUCAUUGCACAUUCAUCUGCUCUUCAGUCAAUUCGAAAGAUCAACAGAGAUGCCUGUGAUCACAGUGAGAACCUCCUCUCAUCUGGAAGGGAAAAAAGCCGCUUUUUAAUUUUUAUUUCUUUCCUUUUUGUUGACUGGUAUUUUAUGGAUUUGGUGAACAACCAAAAUCAGAACAAUUAACAGGGGAUAAUAGCCCAGAUGUGACAAGGCUAUUCCGCAGGAUGACAGAUCCGCUUACCUAGAAUGCCAACUGCAGUCUGUGUGCCAGCCCUGCCUAAGAGAGACUUUUCUCUGGUUUAUUUCAGUCCUGAGUCAGACCACGGUGGAGCCAGGAACCUCCUGGAGAGCCCAGCCGAUGUAAACUUGUACGCUGUAUGCAUGAACCUUGUGUUCUUUACUUUCCACAUGUAAGGGAUAAACAACAUACUGUAGUAGAAAUUAGCAUGCAGGAAUAAGAAAUAAUAGGAUUUUUUUGUGACAGGAUUUCAAGCUUUGAAAGGCAACUAUUUGACGCAAACGUCAAACAAACAAGGAUUAUAUCUUUUUUUUUCUACUUUACAUGUUUAUAAUCUCCGUAUACAGAUUGUAUAUAUGUCAACAUUUGAUAAUGUCAAAAAUAGCUGUUAUAUACAUAAGUGUAUUUUGCCAAAUGCCUAAAGAAAAAGUCAUGACUAACAUCAUCACACUUCAGAUUUUCUAAUAUUACAAGCAGACAUCUUUGGAAAU
Molecule: messenger RNA, 3516 nt
Organism: Nestor notabilis (Kea)
Lineage: Eukaryota; Metazoa; Chordata; Aves; Psittaciformes; Psittacidae
Gene: ADAM22
Product: ADAM metallopeptidase domain 22
Exons: 31
Coding region: 1-2724 (907 amino acids)
Biological process (GO): proteolysis
Cellular component (GO): postsynaptic density membrane
Molecular function (GO): metalloendopeptidase activity
Source: RefSeq, a predicted model, not a curated record